AUGGCCAUCUUCAAAGGCUUCGUCGAGAGGCUCAAGUCUUUCAGUCCACAGGAAAGAAGAGCCAUAUUCUUCUACAUCUGCGGUAUCAUGCUGUACAAGUUCGGCCUUGAAGCGUUUAACGGGUCAAUCACCGCGCUCGCCACGAACCGUUACGACUACGAAAGCGACACUAGGGGCACGCCAUCCCGCACUUUUGAACGACUCGGUCUCCUCCAGGGACUGAACCAAGCCACGCAGUGUGUCGGCUCCAUCUUAAUUGCACCUCUCAUCAAACACUACCGGACGAAGAAUGUUCUCUCAGCAGCCAUCGUCCUCUUUGGUCUGAUGACGGCAAUCCUGCUCAUCCUCGAUGCUGCGACGGGGGGUACUUUUGUUCCAGAAGCGUACCGAAAGAAGCACCCCAAAGAUGAAUGGUCUUACUACGGAGAUUACAACAACGACGCCAUUAUACCCAUCUACACGGUCACGGGCAUCGCGUAUGGCAUGGUUGAGCUCAUCCGCCGCGUUAUCCCGCGAGAUAUCGUCGGAGGGAACGUUCAGAAACUUCGUCAAAUGGACAGUUUGGUACACAUUUUUUACGAGGUCGCCGGUACAUCAGGGGCCUUCGUCACAGCGCUGGUCCUCAUUCCCAAUCUCGGCAAUAAUCGCUCCUUCGUCAUCACCCCAAUCUGCUUCUCUCUCGCGGCAGUUCUGUGGUUCUUUGUCGUGGACGGCAGCCACGACCGCAACGCCCUCGCGCGAGCUGAAGCCCGCAAAAGCAAUUACUUAAUCAAUAUUAGCAAGGGCUUCCUCCUCUUCUUCGAGUCCAUAUGGGUCGGCGCCAAGAUCCUGUUCACCUCGACGAGAUUCGUCUGGCUGGUCCCGGCAUACGGUGUAGCCCUUUAUGGGCACCGAUAUCUCGAAAAUGGCAUCGCACCCCAAGUGGCACGACGGUACCUGGGCAACUCGGCAUGGUCACAAAUCAUGGUCGGCGGCUCUAAUUUUGGUGAACUCCUGGGUGCGCUGUUCGUCUUCCUGUUCACGAACGUGAUCAAGACGCCCAUUCCGUGGCUUCGCUUAGAUGCCCUGAUGUUGCUCAUUGUUUGGUACAUCCCCUAUUGGUACCCGCCCUCGGGGCAGGUCGGCCAGGCCUGGAUCGUCGCCGCCACAUUUUUGCCAGUUUCGUUCGGUUGGGCCGCGGGAGACGUGUCUCUGGCCGCUUUUAUCCAGGCUUCUCUCGCCAGGCUAGAGGACAAGGAGAACAGGGUUUCGCCUCUCGGGGCGGUUAUGGCGUUCUUGUAUUCCUUCUACAUUGUCACAUAUGCGAUUGCCGGCACCUUUCUCGGAAGAUACAUCGAUGGCGUGUACAACCGAACAGGAUCAGUGCGAGAGGCGCUGGUGAAUACCGCAGGAGUGCACUUCACUGUCAUCAUGGUCACAGUGUUUGCAUCGACGUUUAUUCCCAAGGGUUCUCGGUGUUUCAACCCCGAGAUGCUGGAUGACACGAAGUUGGACGAGGACAUCGAAGAGUGCCUACCGUCGCCAUCUGACAAGGAUAUCAAGAGCGAUGUUGAGCUGAAAAAGGAGGCGCCCGUAGUCGUCUUUUGA
Molecule: messenger RNA, 1587 nt
Organism: Colletotrichum costaricense
Lineage: Eukaryota; Fungi; Ascomycota; Sordariomycetes; Glomerellales; Glomerellaceae
Exons: 1
Coding region: 1-1587 (528 amino acids)
Source: RefSeq, a predicted model, not a curated record